Messenger RNA from Emericellopsis atlantica, 3234 nucleotides. RefSeq lists its product as uncharacterized. Bases 1 to 3234 code for a protein of 1077 amino acids. The record is from RefSeq and is a predicted model, not a curated record. Gene Ontology annotation, molecular function: ATP hydrolysis activity; P-type sodium:potassium-exchanging transporter activity; ATP binding. The transcript has 3 exons. Lineage: Eukaryota; Fungi; Ascomycota; Sordariomycetes; Hypocreales; Bionectriaceae. Gene Ontology annotation, biological process: intracellular sodium ion homeostasis; intracellular potassium ion homeostasis; proton transmembrane transport. Gene Ontology annotation, cellular component: membrane.
AUGGUAGCCUCAGACAAACCCGAGCCCGAGGUCGAGCCAGACGACCAAAGGCAAGAGACCGACAAAGACCUACGCAUCACCUUUGACGACGGUGAACACCCCGAGCCUCGACGUGGUCGGCGUGCUGAGAAUGGCGGUUCCAUCUUCCGUGGAUGGUCGCAACAGCGCGAUGGCAGCCGUGGAAGCUCACGUAGUCGACAACGCGCCACUGAUGCCCCCUAUGCCGGCUACCAGAUCGAACACCGCACGCUCUCCAUCCAUGUCUCUGAGUCUCAUCCCAGUGCCCAGGCUUGUCAGCAGCUCAACGUCUCGGCUGACACUGGCCUCUCCAAUGACGUGGCGGCCAUGCGUCUCGAGUGCGACGGCAAGAAUAUCCUCCCUCAGCCCAAGACAAACUAUCUCCGUAAGAUUCUGGGCUACAUCUUUGGAGGGUUCUGUUCCGUCCUCUGGGUCGGUGUUGUCGUCUUCUUUAUUUGUUGGAAACCACUCAGCAAACCUGAAUCGCCGACAAACUUGGCCUUGGCCAUCCUCAUCCUCAUCGUUAUCUUUCUUCAGGCCGCCUUCAACGCGUUCUCCGACUGGUCAACUUCGCGCACGAUGAAGUCUAUCACGGACCUUCUCCCAUCCAAGACGCACGUCAUGCGAGACGGACAAGUCUACGUCCUGCCGUCGUGUGAUUUGGUCGCCGGGGACAUUGUGCGCUUGACCGUGGGAGGCAAGGUGCCCGCAGACGUGCGCAUCAUCCAACAUUCCGGCGACAUUCGCUUCGACAAGUCCAUGCUGACGGGGGAGUCGGAGGAGGUCGUGGGUACCGUCGACGUCACGGACCCCAAUUUCCUGGAGAGUCGCAACAUUGCUCUCAUGGGCAGCAUGGUCGUGAAUGGCGAGGGUGUCGGGCUCGUGAUCCUCACCGGCGGACGCACCGUCAUGGGGCGCAUCGCGCAGGCCAUGAGCGACGUCAAGGAGAUGCCAACGUUGAUCCAGCGCGAGAUCUGGCGCUUUGUGCGUAUCAUUGUCUGCAUGACCAUCCUACUCGCCACCAUCAUUGCCGUUACCUGGACGGCCUGGCUGCGGACCGAUCACAGGGGGUUCAUGAAUGUGGUAGGCAUGCUGAACAAUGUCAUGGGCUGUGUCGUUGCCUUCAUCCCCGAGGGCAUGCCGAUUGGGGUCUCGCUCACCCUGCUGAUGGUCGCGCGACGCAUGAAGGCUGUCGACAUUCUGCCCAAAGGAUUAUCCACGGUCGAGCCACUGGGUUGUGUCAAUGUCAUAUGCUCCGACAAGACCGGCACGUUGACCCAGAAUCUCAUGUCUGUAUCAUCCAUCUCCUUCGCAGACGCUCCCGCCUCGACGGAGCAAGUUCGACAGUCCAUAGCAGGUGGAAACGCUGGCCAAGCCAUGUCAAUGCUCCAUCGGGCCUCGACGCUGUGCAAUGAUGCCACGUUCGACGCAUCGACGCUUCAACUCCCCGUCAAGGAACGCGCAGUCAAUAGGAACGCUACAGACGCGGCUGUGCUGCGCUUCGUAGCCGAGUGCAACCCCAGAGACCAAUCUCAGCUGUGCCCGGAGAUACCUCGUGCGCAUAGCAUCCCGUUCAACUUUAGGAACAAGUGGAUGCUCACCAUGUUUCUCAACCAAGCUCAGUCUGAAAAGCAGCGAGACACAUAUCAAGUGUACAUGAAGGGCGCACCUGAUGUCCUCUUCCCAGCAUGCACACACUUCUGGUCAGGCAAAACCAACUCUGUCCUCCCUCUGGACGACGAGAUCCGGUCUGCCCUGAAAGCCACGCAGGACAGCCUGUCACGCAACGCGGAGCGCGUCAUCAUGCUGUGCGAAAAGACCGUCACCCCGAGUUCUAUGCCCGGCACCAACGCCUUCAGCGAAGAAGUGGCGAGCAGUGCGCUCGAGAGCCUCACCAUCGUGGGCAUCUUUGGCAUCAUCGACCCGCCGCGCCCAGAGGCCGUCACCACUGUCGCACAAGCCCGUCGCGCCGGUGUCCGGUUCAUGAUGGUUACGGGUGACUAUAGUCUAACGGCGGCCGCUAUUGCGAAGAACAUUGGUAUCUUUGCGCGCGACGCCCGGCCGGACUUGGUGGAUGCGAUGAGGGCCAACCAUGACGUCUCGGCUGAGAAACUGAGGCUUGAGCGGGGAGAAGACUCUGGCAGAGCGCUGAUUGUGGAGGGCAAAGAGGUCCUGGGGCUAUCGAGCGAUGACUGGGACCUGGUGUGUGAGUAUGAGGAGGUGGUGUUCGCUCACACGACCCCUGAACAGAAGCUCCGCAUCGUCAAUGAGUUCCGCCAACGCGAUAACGCUGUUGCCGUGACAGGCGACGGCGUCAACGAUGCCCCAGCUCUCCGUGCUGCUGAUGUCGGUGUCGCCAUUGUCUCGGGCAGCGAUGUGGCCAUUGACGCUUCGGACCUCGUUCUCCUAGACAAGUCCGACUCCAUUAUUGACGCCAUCCGUCUUGGCCGCCUUGUCUUUCAGAACCUGCAAAAAGUCAUCGCCUACCUCCUUUCUGCCGGAUCGUGGUCCGAGAUCUGGCCCGUCCUGGUCAACGUCUUCUUUGGCGUGCCUCUUCCCCUAUCUGCGUUCCUCAUGAUCGUCAUCUGCGUCUUCACCGAUCUCUUCCUGUCCCUCUCCCUGAUCAUGGAGAAGGCCGAGUUCGACCUCCUGUCGCUGCCGCCACGCAACCACAAAAAGGACCAUCUCAUCACUGGACGCAUCUAUGGCCAGGCAUAUCUCUUCACAGGCACCAUGGAGACCAUCGUGGCCCACUCCAUGUUCUUCCUGUACUACUGGAGGCACGCGCGUAUCCCCGUCAAGGACCUCUUUUUCCUCUACGAGGGCUACAAGGACGGAUUCCACGGCUACACACUCGACCAACUCAACGCAUUCAACUACACGGGGCAGUGCGUCUACUUUGUCGCGCUGGUGAUUCUGCAGUGGGGCAACAUCCUGGCCAUUCGCAAUCGAAGGUUGAGCAUCGUGCAGGCGGACCCCUUUACCAAGGCGAGGCGGAAUCCGUGGCUGCUGCUGAGCGUGCUAAUAAGUCUCGUCAUUGCCAUCUUUGUGACAGAAGUGCCGGGCCUGCACAUGCUGUUCUUGACGGCGCCUGUGCCGAUUGAGUUUUGGCUCAUACCGAUUCCCCUCGCGCUGGGUAUUCUGCUCAUGGACGAGCUGCGGAAGUUGUUGGUCCGUUUGUACCCGUCGGGGCCGGUUGCUUGGGCGGCUUGGUAG